Suncus etruscus (white-toothed pygmy shrew) is the source of this 2969-nucleotide messenger RNA. RefSeq names its product carboxypeptidase X, M14 family member 2 (gene CPXM2). The transcript has 14 exons. The coding region runs from base 48 to 2357 and encodes 769 amino acids. The record is from RefSeq and is a predicted model, not a curated record. Gene Ontology annotation, biological process: proteolysis. Lineage: Eukaryota; Metazoa; Chordata; Mammalia; Eulipotyphla; Soricidae. Gene Ontology annotation, molecular function: zinc ion binding; metallocarboxypeptidase activity.
CGCUCCCGGCGUCCGGGACCCUGCCCAGGGCGCGGGGUGCAGCGGGCAUGGCCCGCCCGGGGGCCGCCGCGCUGGCGCUGGCCCUGUCGCUCCUGGAGGUGACCCUUCUGGUGGCCGGAGCCCUGGACGCAGCCGUCGACGACCUCGACUGCUUGGUGCAGGAGACCUGGAGCCGCGAGCCCGACUACGCGCCCCUGGAACCCGAGCCCGAGACUUUGCAGCGGCCGCUGCCCGCGGGGCCGGGGGAAGUGGAGAGGCAGCCGCGCCCCCGGGAGCCCAGGCCGCCCAAGAAGACGUCUCCGCCCAAGAAAGCCCCCAGGAGGGAGAAGCUGGCCCCCGAGCCUCCUGCCGAGGGUAGAAUUAGCAGCAGAAAAGGUGUGAGAUCCAAGAGCUCCGAGAAGAUGACCGUUGAAGCUGCCAGUGUUCUCAUGGCCCAUGAGGCGGACAUCAAGGAAAGUUGCCCACCGCUGGGUCUAGAAACCUUAAAAAUCACAGACUUUCAGCUCCACGCAUCGACUGCAAAGCGCUAUGGGUUGGGCGCACAUCGCGGGAGACUCAACAUCCAGGCGGGGAUCCAUGAGAAUGAUCUAUAUGAUGGGGCAUGGUGCGCCGGCAGGAAGGAUUUGCACCAGUGGCUGGAAGUGGAUGCCAGACGAUUGACACGGUUCACGGGGGUCAUCACGCAAGGGCGAAACUCAUUGUGGCUGAGUGACUGGGUCACCUCCUACAAGGUCCUGGUGAGCAAUGACAGCCACACUUGGGUGCCUGUUAGGAACAGCUCUGGGGACAUGAUAUUUGAGGGGAACAGCGAGAAGGAGAUCCCUGUUCUCAACGAGCUGCCUGUGCCCAUGGUGGCCCGGUACCUCCGUGUCAACCCACAGUCGUGGUUCGAGCAUGGGAGCAUCUGUCUGAGGCUUGAGGUGCUGGGCUGCCCCUUGCCAGAUCCCAACAACUAUUAUCACCGGCGGAAUGAAAUGACAACCACAGACGACCUGGACUUCAAGCACCACAACUACAAGGAAAUGCGCCAGCUGAUGAAGUUGGUGAAUGAAAUGUGCCCCAAUAUCACCAGGAUCUACAACAUCGGCAAGAGCCAGCAAGGCCUGAAGCUGUAUGCUGUGGAGAUCUCCGACCACCCUGGGGAGCACGAAGUAGGUGAGCCCGAGUUCCAUUACAUCGCGGGGGCGCACGGCAAUGAGGUGCUGGGCCGGGAGCUGCUGCUACUGCUGCUUCAGUUCCUGUGCCAGGAGUACCUGGCGGGAAACGAGCGCAUCAUCCGCCUCGUGGAGGACACCCGCAUCCACCUGCUUCCCUCGCUCAACCCUGACGGCUAUGAGAAGGCCUACGAGGCGGGCUCAGAGCUGGGGGGCUGGUCUCUGGGGCGCUGGACACAUGAUGGUAUCGACAUCAACAACAACUUCCCAGACCUCAACACGCUGCUGUGGGAGGCGGAGGCGCGCCGGGGUCUCCCCAGGAAGAUGCCCAAUCACCACAUCGCCAUCCCUGAGUGGUUCCUGUCAGAGAAUGCCACGGUGGCUGUGGAGACCCGUGCGGUCAUCGCCUGGUUGGAGAAGAUACCCUUUGUGCUGGGUGGCAACCUGCAGGGGGGCGAGCUGGUGGUAGCAUACCCCUAUGACAUGGCGCAGUCGGCCCAGAAACCACAGGAGCAGAGCCCCACACCCGACGACCCCGUAUUUCGAUGGCUGUCCUAUGCAUAUGCCUCCACACACCGCCAGAUGAGUGACGCCCGGCGGCGGGUGUGCCACACCGAGGACUUCCAGAAGGAGGAUGGCACCAUCAAUGGGGCCUCCUGGCACACGGUAGCUGGAAGCCUCAAUGACUUCAGCUACCUCCACACAAACUGCUUCGAGCUGUCCAUCUACGUGGGCUGCGACAAGUUCCCACAUGCCAGCCAGCUGCCUGAUGAGUGGGAGAACAACCGGGAGUCUCUCAUCGUCUUCAUGGAGCAGGCCCAUCGAGGCAUCAAAGGCCUGGUUCGGGACUUAGCCGGAAAAGGCAUCGCAGGUGCUGUGAUCUCUGUGGAAGGGGUCAACCAUGAUGUCCGGACAGCCGUUGACGGGGAUUACUGGCGUCUCCUGAACCCCGGAGAAUACGUGGUCACAGCCAGGGCUGAAGGCUUCACUUCCUCCACCAAGAACUGCCCAGUGGGCUUUGACAUGGGUGCCACGCGCUGCGACUUCACGCUCGCCAAGACAAACCUGGCCCGGAUCCGCGAGAUCAUGGAACGUUUCGGAAAGCUGCCGCUCAGUCCGCCAGCCCCACCUCAGCCAAGGCUCCUCCAGCUGCGGGGAAGGAGGCGGCGCAGGCGCCAGCGUGUUAGCCACCCACACGCCUGAGAUGGGACCCUUGCCCCUGAGGGGCCUACUGGCCUGUGCAGGAGGCCGUCACCCCAAUCUCCUGAUUGCCGGAGGCUGGGAGAGUGUUUAGCUUAUGAGGCUGGUUCUCUCAUUUCUUUCCUUGGUUCCCUUCUAGUUGCACAGUGCAGAUGGACAAGAAAGGCAGACAGAGAAAAGGCUGAGCAGGGUGAGGAGUCAGCCUGUUUGUCUGUGCCCAGGCUGGUCUUCCUCCUGCUGCACAGAAAGGGUCUCCUGUUCCUUCUACCCCAUCCAGACCUGCUCCUGGUUCGUCUGAGUAUCCCCAACCCCCUGCUCUGGGGCUUCCCCAGCCACUGGGUUUUCUGAGAGGGCACCUCGCACCUUGCACUCAGUAACAGGGAGCAGGACUCAGGGUUGCGGGUCCUCAAGAGCCUGCAUGCAGGCUGGAUCCAGAGACACAACCCAGCUCCUUGCUGGUCAGUAGCCAGGGGAUUCCUUGGACGAGGGAGUGGGAGGUGCCAGUCCUUUGAGGGCCCUUGCUUUUUCAGGCUUAGUCCAUCCAUCCAUUGCCAUAAGCCCUUGGCAGGCAGCUGGCCAUGCUGGGGAUCCACCCAGCAUGUGUGGCAAGGCCAG